Molecule: messenger RNA, 6932 nt
Organism: Oryctolagus cuniculus (rabbit)
Lineage: Eukaryota; Metazoa; Chordata; Mammalia; Lagomorpha; Leporidae
Source: RefSeq, a predicted model, not a curated record
AAUUGGCACUUGGUAAGGGCUGAAGUGGUGGCCUAGCCUUCGUGCUCUGGUUUUGUGUUUGCUUAUUUAAGAUUUACUUAUUUAUUUGAAAGAGUGACAUAGGAAGAGAGAUCUCCCAUCUGCUGGGCCACGCCUCUCAUACCCACAGCAGCCAGGCCUGGGUGUCCCACGUGAGUGGCAGGUAUCUGCUGUCUUACAGGCAUAUCAGCAGGAAGCUGAAUUAGAAGUGCAGCUUAAGUCGCCGCACCGCAACACCAGCCCCUAUGUUUGUUUUUCCUUCUUUAUCUUCCCUGUCUUUCAAGCAUAAAGAUUACUUGGGUCUAGGGGCAGGUACUGUGGCCUAGUGAGUUAUGCUGCCCUUGGCGGCUGCAUGCUGUAUUGGAAUACCGAGUUCAAGUCCCGGCUACUCCACACUUCCAGUCCAGCUCCCUACUAACGUACCUGGGAUGCAGCACGUGGUAGUCCAAGUCCUUGGGUUCCUGCCACCCAUGUAGGGAGGCAGAGCUCCUAGCCACACCCUGGUUCAUGUGGGAAUUUGGGAACUGAAUCAGCAGGUGGAAAUUUCUCUCUCUCAAAUAAAUAAAUGAAUUUUUUAAUGACUUAUUUAUUUAUUUGAAAGGCAGAGUUAUAGAGAGGCAGAGUGGGAGAGAGGGAGAAAGAGAGCUAGCUAGCUAGCUUCCAUCCACUGGUUCACUCCCCAGAUGGCUGCAACGGCCAAAGCUGCGCCGACCCAAAGCCAGGAGCCAGGAGCUUCCUCCAGGUCUCCCAUGCAGGUGCAGGGGCCCAAGGACUUGGACCAUCUUACAUUGCUUUCCCAGGCCAUAGCAGAGAGCUGGAUUGGAAGUGGAGCAGCCAGGACUUGAACCGGCGCCCAUAUAGGAUGCAGGCAGUGGCUUUGCCCGCUAUGCCACUGUGCUGGCCCCUCUAUUUUCAUUUUUAGAAAAAUACUUACUUAAAAAAUUAAUGAGAGUGUGUAUGAUACAGGAAAAUGGAAGCGCUUCGGGGCUGACGCAUGGCGUCUGUGGGAGGGCAGUGCUGGACAGGGCGCCUGGCGCUUGGUGUGGGCGGCUGUGCUGCAGGUCAGGGAGCUGGAGGAGACAGGCGUGGGGACACUGGCGCAGCGUGUCAGAGGCGCUGCUGUCUGAGGCGGUUUCCAUGUGCUGGGACUGCACCUCAAGUAGGAGAGAAGUAUGAACAGGGGGAGUACUCUGAGUGGGCCACGUGUCUGGCAUACUUGUACGCUAAAGACACGGAACCACAGACAGAGUGUGUCCUCAUGGUCUAUAGGAAGCUCUGACAGCGCACCCUGGUCCUGGGCGCUCGUAGGGGCUGUCACCGGAUUGUCUGCAGCGACACGUGUGGUGGUAAGAGGAGACAGCUCUGUAUUUCGCAGAACAUGGUUAGAUCAGAAGUAAGGUUUUUGAAGAUUAGUGAACCUCUUCAAAAGGACCCCUCACUCUGAGUUCAUUAUUAAAUUAUUAAUGAUUUGAAAUUUCUGAUGUUACCGUGUCUGUCUGCUUGCUGGGAAAAAUACCUGGAUCUGUCCUCUCUUCUUUGGUGAACAAACCACUUGGAGCUAGUUUAUGUCAUUCUGAAAGCAUGUAAACUAGGCAAAGAAUUAAAUGCAUUGAUUUCUUUUGGUUACUUCAUUCAUUUAAAUUUUUAUUUUGAAUAGCUUCAAAGACUUCAUAAGGAUAUUUACAAUGCUAAAUGUACAAUGAUGAAUGUAUGCCUCUUGGACAAUAGGGUACCAUUCUUUGGCAGCAAUACAAUUUAAAAAAAUAUAUAAAGAUGCAGUAUCAUUUCUGAUAUAAAUUUACUUAAAAAUCCAAGGUUUUAAGGGAAUUCACAGAUCAUAACAGGAUGUAAUGAUUUUAUUAAUUUCAUGUGCACAUAAUCACCAAGUUUUAAUACAUUAAAAAUAUGUGUAAAUGCCCACACGCUGUACAGAAAUCAACACCCCACUUUUGUUAAAGGUUCCCAACCACUUCCCCUCAUAAAUAUGCAAAAGCUGUUUUCACCUGUGUCCCAGCGGCGUGCGUGACGCGUUAGCGUGUUUCCUAAAGCUCGGUCUGCUCUUCCUUAGCUGUUGUCCUGGGACAGACUGCGGGCCCUGAGCGUUACUUACUGGCCGUGCACUUGAAACUGCGCAGCGCUUUCACAAACACGGGACACGAAAUAAAUAGAGUGAAAGCUGCGACAGUCUUGUUUAAAGGCAAGUGCACUUUGGGAAGCUUUUCAAAUUGAGAGAUUAUAAAACUACUACGAAGAGUAUUUUAUUUUUGUUGUUGGCUUAGCCACUUUUAUUCAGGCGUUAUUUGCAGCAUUGCUGUACAGCAGUUGGUGCUAGGAGAUAAAAAACAUAUUUUUCCCACGAUCUGUAUUUCAGGGAGAAAAAAAACUUUCAUAAUCCUGAGGGAGACACACAUUAAAAAUCUUGUUAUUUAUUUAAAAAGUUAAAAAGUUACAUAUCAUUAUUUAACAAAAAUGCAUUGACUCUAAAAACUCACUUUGUUUCUCUAGUCCCUGUCUGAUCCAAACUCCACGGCUCCCGGACCCUGAGUGCUGGAGGCCCAGCCUGGCGCGGCUCACCUUGGUGCAGUGUUCUCGGGGUUGCCAUGGGGGCAGGCAGGGGCCUGCUGGCUGUGUCUCCCCUGCUCUGCCACACUCACAGGUUCUGCUGGAAACUUAGAUUCGGCCUCAAUGUGAAAUGAAAGUAGAGAAUUCCAUCUACACGUAUGUUGCUUCGGGACUCGUGGGUCAUGCCUGAAGAAGGAGACUGUGUUCUAGGCGGCUGACCGCAGCAGCAACCGGCGCUCUCCUCGACGCCAGGCGUCCCUCCUGCUCACUGGAGUGAAGAUCCCCUCCAGACAGCGACGAGUGACAGCCGCAGACAGUGCUGUGUGUCUUAAGGAUGUCUGCAACCUAGAUUCAUGCAGCCUACCUGUGCGGUUGUGCGAGGUGUGCCGUCUGGAAGCUCCUCGCGCUUGCCCGGCCCUGCGUCCGCGAUGUCUCUGCUCCCUGCGCUGGGCCCGGUGCAGGCCUGGCUGGGGCAGGAGCUGGAGAAGUGCGGCAUUGACGCCAUGGUCUACACGCGCUACGUCCUCAGCCUGCUGCUGCGCGACGGCUGCGACCGCGACCUGCAGGAGCAGGAGAGUGACACCUUCCUGGGCUGGGAGAAAGGAGCCUACAGGAAGUGGGGAAAGAGCAAGAGAAAGUGUCCCGAUCUGACUCUGGAGGAGAUGAAGAAGCAGGCGGCUGUCCAGUGUCUUCGGUCUGCUUCUGACGAAAGCUCCGGCAUCGAGACUUUAGUGGAGGAGCUGUGCUCCAGGCUGAAGGACCUUCAGAGCAAGCAAGAAGAGAAGAUCCACAAGAAGUUCGAGGAGUCUCCCUCUCCAGAGGCAGAGUUGUCCCCCACAGCCAAGGAUCAACUGGAAAUGUACUACGAAGCCUUCCCGCCGCUUUCGGAGAAACCAGUGUGCCUGCAGGAAAUCAUGACUGUGUGGAACAAGGCCAAGGUCUGUCCUUACUCCAGCUCCUCGUCGUCGUCCACAGCCCCACCAGCCAGCACAGGUCCAUCCUCCCCCAAGGACUGCAACAGUGAAAGCGAAGCCAUCAAGGAAAGAAGCGGGGCAGCGCCCCCCGCCGUGCACGAGCCAGCGCAGAGCCGGAGCCACCCGGAGAAGGGGAGCAGACUCGGUCACGGCGCCGCCGAGGAGAAGCCCGCCGUGUACAGGAAGCAGGGCCGGCACAGACCCGAAGGGAGGCCUCGACCUCGCUCCUGGUCUUCCGGCUCCAGUGAGGCAGGCUCGAGUUCAAGCGGCAACCAGGGGGAGCUGAGGGCACCCAUGAAGUUUGUUAAAGUAAGACACAAGGCCCGAGACGCUCGGAGCAGAAAAGGUCGGGACGCGCACAGCAGGCUGUCGCUGAAGCACGGCGAGAAGGCCGGCAGGAGCGUGCAUGCCGGGAGCAGCGGCAGCAGCAGCAGCGGGUCCCUCCGACAGCUCUGCAAGCGCGGCAGGAGGCCCCUGAAGGAGGUGGGGAGGAGAGAGGCUGCGGGCACUGAAGGCCGGGACCUGCACACGGAGAGCAGGAGCGACCGGGAGUACAAGGAGGAGCCGCUGUGGUACACCGAGCCCAUCGCCGAGUAUUUCGUUCCUCUGAGCAGGAAGAGUAAACUGGAGACCACGUACCGAGCCAGGCAGGAGGUGAGCGAGCUGACGGCGGAGGCGGUGGAAGAGCUGUCUGAGUCCGUGCACGGUCUCUGUAUCAGCAACAAUAAUAUUCAUAAAACAUACCUCGCAGCAGGUACUUUCAUUGAUGGUCAUUUUGUAGAAAUGCCUGCGGUUAUAAAUGAGGACAUUGACCUCGCUGGGACCUCAUUAUGUUCUCUGCCAGAGGACAACCAGUACCUGGGUGAUAUUCAUCUGUCAGAAUUAACGCACUUCUAUGAAGUGGAUAUUGAUCAAUCCAUGUUGGAUCCUGGUGCCUCAGAAACAAUGCAAGGAGAAAGUCGGAUUUUGAAUAUGAUUCGACAGAAAAGCAAAGAGAAUGCAGAUUUUGAGGCAGAAUGUUGCAUAGUGUUAGAUGGUAUGGAGUUGCAAGGGGAACGUGCAAUAUGGACAGACUCGACCAGCUCCGUGGGCGCCGAGGGCCUAUUCCUGCAAGACCUCGGCAAUCUGGCUCAGUUUUGGGAGUGCUGCUCAUCCAGCUCUGGCGAUGCCGACGGAGAGAGUUUUGGGGGAGAUUCUCCAAUUCGACUCUCUCCGCUCUUAGACGGCACAAUGCUCAAUUCACACUUGCUUGCCGGCAAUCAAGAGCUCUUUUCAGAUAUUAAUGAAGGAUCUGGUGGCAUAAACUCUUGUUUUUCAGUGUUUGAAGUGCAAUGCAGUAAUUCUGUUUUACCAUUUUCUUUUGAAACACUCAACUUGGGAAAUGAAAAUACAGAUUCUAGUGCUAAUAUGCUUGGAAAGACGCAGUCUAGACUGCUAAUAUGGACCAAAAAUAGUGCCUUUGAAGAAAACGAACACUGUUCUAAUCUCUCAACAAGAACUUGUAGUCCAUGGUCCCAUUCGGAAGAAACACGUUCAGACAAUGAGACGUUAAACAUUCAGUUUGAAGAAUCUACACAGUUUAAUGCAGAAGAUAUUAAUUAUGUAGUUCCUAGAGUCUCAGCAAAUUAUGUAGAUGAAGAGCUUCUAGAUUUUUUGCAAGAUGACACUUGCCAGCAAAACAGAACUUUAGGAGAAAUUCCUACAUUAGUUUUCAAAACAAAAUCUAAACUAGAAUCUGUCUGUGGUAUUCAGCUAGAACAAAAAACAGAAAACAAAAACUUUGAAACCACGCAAGUGUGUGGUGAAAGCAGCCCACACGGAGAUGGCUACAGCUCAGGGGUUAUUAAAGACAUUUGGACAAAGAUGGCAGAUAGAAACUCUGUGGCUGCAGUGGAAGCAGAAAGAGUUGACGAGGAGCUGUUUGCAACCGAUGUCAGUGACUACUGCUGCUGUCUGGGCGCUGAAGCCGAGCUGGAGACGCUGGAGGGGCCCCACAGGGCUGUGCAGAGGUCGGAGUACCACCUGUGGGAGGGGCAGAAAGGGAGCCCCGAGAAGAGAGCGUUCGUUCCCAGGGAGCUGUCCAAGGUGGGCGGGGGGGACUACACAACGCCCUCCAAACCCUGGGGCGUUGCUCACGACAAAGAGAGUGCGUUCAUUCUAGGAGGAGUUUACGGAGAGCUCAAAACCUUCAGCAGCGAUGGGGAGUGGGCCGUGGUCCCGCCCAGUCACACCAAGGGAAGCUUGUUGCAGUGUGCGGCUUCUGAUGUCGUGACGAUCGCUGGCACGGAUGUCUUUAUGACCCCCGGAAGCAGCUUUGCUCCUGGCCACAGGCAGCUGUGGAAACCCGCGGUGUCGUUUGAGCAGAGCGAGCCGCCCGAGAGUGGAGAAGGUGGGCUGCACAAGGGGUUUUCUCUCAUCUUCCGGGAAGACCUCCUGGGAGCCUGCAGUGACUUUCAAGGUGAAGACCCCGGACUCGAGUACUCGUUUUCUUCCUUCGACUUAAGCAAUCCAUUUUCACAAGUUCUUCACGUAGAAUGUUCAUUGGAACCUGAAGGGAUUGCAUCUUUCAGUCCCAGUUUUAAACCGAAAUCGAUUCUCUGCUCCGAUUCGGACAGCGAAGUCUUUCACCCCCGGAUCUGUGGUGUGGACAGAACGCAGUACCGGGCCGUCCGCAUCUCCCCUAGGACUCACUUCCGCCCCAUCUCUGCGUCCGAGCUGUCCCCCGCAGGGGGAAGCGAGUCAGAGCUGGAAUCUGAGAGAGAGGAAGCCAGUGCGCCCGUUCCUUCUCAGGCCGAUGUGUUUGAAGACCCGCAGGCAGACCUCAAGCCUCUGGAGGAAGACGCGGAGAAAGAAGGCCACUACUACGGCAAGUCGGAGCUUGAGUCUGGAAGGUUCCUGCCCAGGUUGAAGAAGUCGGGGAUGGAGAAGAGCGCUCAGACGUCGCUGGAUUCCCAGGAGGAGCCGGCUGGCGCUCUGCCUGCGGGGAAGCGGAGUCCGUGUUUGGAGUGCAGCAUGAGCGAGUCUCUGGAAGCAGAUUUGGGGAGCUCGGAAGCAAAUUGUAAGAUCAUGGCACAGUGCGCGGAAGAAGUUAGCGACUUCUGCGGCUGCAGCGCGGGCUGUCAGUUCCCUGCGUACGGAGAGAACGCAGCCCCUUCAGCGCGGCCGGAGGAGUUCCCUCUGUUGAGCGCUGACGUGCAAGGACUGAGCGGAAGUCGAGAGCAGCAGACCUGGUGGGAGAAAGCCUUGUACCCCCCUCUUUUUCCUGCGUCAGAGUGCGAAGAAUGUUAUACAAAUGCCAAGGGAGAGAAUGGUAUAGAAGAAUAUCCAGAUGUUAAAGAAAUACCCAGUAAUGAAGAGCGUCUGUUAGAUUUUAAUAGG